Messenger RNA from Lachancea mirantina, 501 nucleotides. The record is from the annotation of a GenBank genome assembly. Lineage: Eukaryota; Fungi; Ascomycota; Saccharomycetes; Saccharomycetales; Saccharomycetaceae.
AUGCUUAGAGUCCUUGCGAGUUAUCGUGUUGUGAGCAGAGGCACAAUAAGUAGAGUUAACACCAAAACAGCAUUAAAGCCCCAGAAACGCUAUUUGAAGAUCACUGCGAUGAGCCAAAACUGGAAUCAAAACCUAACGCCGGAACAGUUGCUGGUUCUGCGUGACAAGCACACUGAAAGACCCCACACCGGUGCUUACUUGCACAACAAAGACGGUGGUGUGUACCAUUGCGCGAAUUGCGACGAACCGCUAUACAAAAGCGAGACAAAAUUCGACUCGCAAUGCGGUUGGCCGUCAUUUUACCAAGAAGUGCGUCCCGGAGCCAUCACAUACCACACCGACAAUACCCUUGGAAUGAAGCGAACGGAGAUUUGCUGUGCGAAAUGUGGCGGUCACAUGGGACAUGUGUUUGAGGGCGAAGGAUGGAAAGAAAGGCUGGGGUUGCCUGAGGAUGUCAGGCACUGUGUCAACAGUGCAUCAUUGAAUUUCAAAAAGAAUUAG